This is a messenger RNA of Linepithema humile (Argentine ant), 836 nucleotides long. RefSeq names its product larval cuticle protein A2B. Gene Ontology annotation, cellular component: extracellular matrix. Lineage: Eukaryota; Metazoa; Arthropoda; Insecta; Hymenoptera; Formicidae. The record is from RefSeq and is a predicted model, not a curated record.
UCCAGUCAUUCAGCGAGCACCGAGAUACCAACGGCCGUGAUCAUCAUGCCUUACAAAAUUAUCGGCUAUUUCGUCGCCUUACUGGCUGUCGCCCGUGCCGGGAUCAUUGGCUCCGGUGCAGCUGCAGUAGCCGUCACGCAGCAGCCAGCUGCAACGGUAAUCAGAGCCGAAAACUACGACUCCCAUCCUCGGUAUAGCUUCGGUUAUGGCGUGGCAGAUAGUCUCACUGGCGACAACAAGGCGCAGGAGGAAAUUCGCAACGGCGACGUGGUCGAGGGCAGUUACAGUCUGAUCGAGCCCGACGGUGUCCGGCGCGUCGUCUCCUACGCGGCCGAUCCUGUCAACGGUUUCAACGCGAUCGUGCAGCGGGACCGCGGCGUCACGUUGAAAACUGCCGCGGUCGCGGCUGCACAUCCUGUCGUGGCGCCGUCCGUGCUCGCCGCGCCGGCUGCAAUUCGCCCGCAGACGGUCUUCCUGGGCGCGCCUCUGGCGAGGCAGCCGCUCAUCUCGGGGUCCACGUUGGCCGCCACGAACGUCGUCGCCGCGAACUCGGGACUGCUGGGCGUGAGAGUGGGCCUGGGGCUCGGAUCGGGAUCUCUCUACGGCACGCAGACUGUCGUCGCGGACGGCUACGGCAGCGGCGGUGUCGUGAAAAUUCAUUAAGCGGCAUCAGAUCGACGCAACUGAAAAUACUUUCUGUCUGACCAUACGCAUCCCGAUCUCCUUACGCAUCUCCCGCACCACUUUAGCCGUUUAAGAAAAUGUACCCGAAAUCUAGAUAAUGCAUAAAAAGAAACACGAGAUAUUUGUACGCGAAAUAAAGGUCUUCGGUAAAA